Ostrinia furnacalis (Asian corn borer) is the source of this 1456-nucleotide messenger RNA. RefSeq lists its product as uncharacterized. The annotation marks the transcript as partial. NCBI's taxonomy places the organism in Eukaryota, Metazoa, Arthropoda, Insecta, Lepidoptera, Crambidae. The record is from RefSeq and is a predicted model, not a curated record. The transcript has 6 exons.
UCGGUCGCGCGGGACGACGCCCCCGUCGCCCGCGACGUGACCAGGCCACGGCUACCCCUCCCGCCCGCGCGGUGGGGCCCACCACGACGCCCGCUCGACCUCACGCCGACCACGCACGAGGAACUCGUCACCAAAGCUGAAGCCGUGCUCCGGAAACUCCUCGUCACUGACAACUACGACUCGGUCAACAACUUCGUGUCGCUGUUCGACGAAUUCGAGAACUCUAAGGAGCCGCUGUACGAUGUGUACGAGAAGUACUCGCCGCCGAUCCGCGCGAAGAAGCACACGUGCGUCGGGCUGGGGUUGGAGCUGAUCAAGAGGUGGAGGAAACUCAAUAAGGAGUUUCCCGGGUUCGCGUGCGCGACCGCGCUGCUCUCGUGCGAGGAAGCCGUGGGCGACGUGCGCGAGUACGUGUCAUACGGCGACAGCCCUGCCGCCGUGCUGUCCGCGGAGAAGGAGCACGUGAUGGUGGGCGUGUUGGUCCGGCUGGCCGGGCGCCCGGGCCUGCUGCUGGCCGACCCGGGCUACCACGUGCCGAGGGUCGUCACCGUCAUGGCUGACCGCGCCUACCCGCACACCGGAUGGUUCACGCAAUCCGACGAGCCUACCUGCCGCAAGGAAUACAACUACGUCUUCAGCCCGCCCAACAGUAGCUACGUGGAGUGGCAGGAGAGGGAGACUCGUGGCGGAGACGUGAAAAGUCAAACGUCGCUCGUGUUCGUCGCCAGGCCUUAUCUUGACGGCGUCAACGUGACUGAGAGGAGGAACCUGGUUUACAACUUCAAGAGUCUCCUCUCGCGCGACCAGAAGGGCCACGUGAUCGCCGGGCUGUAUUUCCCGGUGGGAGCCCGCGGGAAGGACGCGCAGUUCACGCUCUUCUUCGGAAGCGGCGCCGACAAGCGCAAGACCAAGUACAAAUUCAGCACCUUCUUAGAUUCAGAGAUACCAGAGUCCUUGUCAGAGGAAAUUGAGCUUUGCAACGCGCAAAUGAACUACAAAGAUGGCGAACUUCUCAAAAUCAUCUGUAAAGUGGCCAAAGUGAUGUCGCAUCAGCGCUUCAUCGAGCAGAUGCUGGAGAUCAACGACGACAUCUGCCGCCUGAGCCUCUGACAGCGCCCGCAAAAUGGCGCCGACGACAAAAUGGCCGCCAACGUGUCAGACGCAACAAAAGACGACGCUGUUGUAUCCUAAUUAUUUUUACGUUUGUCACUUAAUUUGUAGAUUAGUUUACUUCAAAGUAUAUCGACGAUGUAUUUUAUAUUAUGUGUAAUCAUUCAAAUUAUUUACUUUUUUAUCGGUUAUGGGACUAAUUUUUGGGCUUAAUGUUUUUUAUCAUUACUACAUAUUUGUAGUGUAUAAGGAUAUUUUUGAAUUUUGCAUUUUUUGUGGACUAUUUAGUCUAUUUAUUAGUUACUGGAAUUUAUUUUACCUAAUAUAUAAUUAUUUGACAAAUCUA